AUGUGUGCUCUAUUCAAAAGAGAGUAUGGGAAAGGGGAUGGGGGCUUUGUUGAAAGAAUUCUUUCAAAGCCCUUAUCUUUUACAAUUUGGAGAUAUUUGUUAAUAGCUUGCUUUGAUUCAGGCAUUUCUUUAUUCCGUCUUUUUGAAUCAUUUCAUUCAGAUUAUGCUCUUGAGUAUGCUUAUGGAGCACACAAGUAUUCAUCAACCGGGAUAUUUGAAGGGUAUUUCUCCAUUCUGUCUUUUCGACUUCCCGUCUUCAUUAUUGCUGAAUCUGGUCUAUCUUUCCGCUUUGAGUUAUUUAGGUACUUGGUCUUUGUUUCUGCUUUGAAUCGUUCAGCAAUCUAG
Messenger RNA from Vicia faba (fava bean), 345 nucleotides. The record is from the annotation of a GenBank genome assembly. Lineage: Eukaryota; Viridiplantae; Streptophyta; Magnoliopsida; Fabales; Fabaceae.